Messenger RNA from Vanderwaltozyma polyspora DSM 70294, 804 nucleotides. It is a transcript of the gene SHB17, whose product is annotated as sedoheptulose-bisphosphatase. Gene Ontology annotation, molecular function: sedoheptulose-bisphosphatase activity. The record is from RefSeq and is a predicted model, not a curated record. The coding region runs from base 1 to 804 and encodes 267 amino acids. Gene Ontology annotation, biological process: ribose phosphate biosynthetic process. Lineage: Eukaryota; Fungi; Ascomycota; Saccharomycetes; Saccharomycetales; Saccharomycetaceae. The transcript has a single exon.
AUGACUAAAACUAUCCAAAGAUGUGUCUUUAUCAGACACGGUGAAACUAAAUGGUCAAAGACUGGUCAUUAUACCGGUAAAACUGAUUUAACUUUGACUGAAGAUGGUGUUGCUGAAAUGGAAAGAGUCGGUAAAGGUAUCUUUGAAUAUAACUUGGUUAAUCCAGACCGUAUUACCCAUGUUUUCGUUUCUCCAAGAACCAGAGCUCAACAAUCUAUGAAAUUGGUUUUGAAGGAUUUAACUCCAGAACAAAGAGCUAGAGUCAAGGUUACUGUCGAUGAAGAUAUCCAAGAAUGGGAUUAUGGUGAUUAUGAAGGUUUAAUGACCGCUGAAAUUGAGGAAUUGAGAAAAAAGAGAGGUUUGGAUAAGGAAAGACCAUGGUCUAUUUGGAGAGAUGGUUGUGAAAAUGGUGAAAGUACUCAACAAAUUGGUAAAAGAUUAUCAAGAUUUAUUGCUAGAGUACAAAAAGCUCAUAGUGAAGCUCAAGCUGCAGGUCAGUCAUCUGAUAUUUUAGUAUUCGCACACGGUCACUCUUUGCGUUACUUUGCAGCUUUAUGGUUCAUGAAAGGUAUUGAACAAGAUUGUGAACCUCUUCCAAACAAGCCAGAGGGUGUUUCUCAUGAUGAAAAUGGUGUUCCAUUUGUUAACAUUACAAAAUUCAGAUAUUUGAACGAAAAUCCAAACUUCUUGUUAUGUGCUGGUGGUGUCGGUGCCUUAGGUUACAGUCAUUACAGUUGUGAUGAACCAGCAUUAGAUUUAUCAGGUGCUUUCAUUCCACCAUUGCCAGAAAGUUCCUUGAGAUAA